Molecule: messenger RNA, 2604 nt
Organism: Rotaria sordida
Lineage: Eukaryota; Metazoa; Rotifera; Eurotatoria; Philodinida; Philodinidae
Source: the annotation of a GenBank genome assembly
AUUUUAAGCUACUUUUACAAUGUUUAGUAUUUUGACCCUAUCAUCAUUAUUUCUAAAUAAAAUUCAGAAUUUUUUUUAAUAAAAAUGAUCAACAAAAAAAGCUCUACAACGUCUGAUAGAAAGAAAAAUUCUCUGAACAUUUUCUGUUUUUUUUUUGCUUGUUUACCUACCCUAGUCGAACAUCUUGUAAGAAAGAUCUUGAAAUCUUGUGACCGAUAAGCAAGAUCUUCAUAAGAUCUUGAAAAGAUAAUUUGUACGUGAAUAUCUUGGUUGUGUUAGAUAAAUCUGUAUUUAAGAUUUUGUCAAGAUCAUAGAAAAGAUAUCGUUUACUAUUAUCUUCUUACAAGACCUUGAGUAAAAGAGCGACAUCAUUAGUGUUUACAUGCUGACUAGUCAUUCACCGUUUUUUAAUGCAGAUAGAGCCAUAUAUAAACAAUGUGAUUGAAUAUACAAAACACACAUUUUCAACAUAGUUUUCUUUUUAAAAUUAUUUCUCGAGUGUUGAUCAUUCGAGAACAUGCUAAUCUCGAUCGAUGAUUGAGAGAGCACUACUCUGAAGUAGUCUGAUGGAGAUUGAACCAUUUCAAGAUCAGGCAGAUUCCAAGAUUUGACUUGUUUCAGUUAUUUUGGAUGUGAACAGUUAAAAUGAAAAUAAAUUGAAAAAAUGUCACUACAUUGUUUUACAGAAAGAAAAAAUAAUAAACGCACUAUUUGAUAGGUUCGAACCACGCUUUUAGAAUAUAUUAUGCAUUGUGUCGCAAAUCACGACGCAUGCAACACGUUUUAUCUUAGUAUGUACCCAAGAUCUUAUGGAUCCAUACCUAAGAUCUUAUGAAUCUGUAACCAAGAUCUUACAUAUCUGUACCCAAGAUCUUAUUCAAGAGCUUAGUACAAGAUAAUAUGAUUAUCUUGUAUCGAAAUUUUCAAGAUCUAUUUAUAUUUCUGUACCUUGUACCUUGGCCAAGAUCUUGCUUACAAGAUGUUCCACUAGGGUAAGGAACUGUUCAGUAAAAUAUCUUAUUGAUUGAUUUCAAAAAAUUAUUCAUCACAUUCUCAUGCUUAGAUUUCUAUUAUUACAAGAAAAGAUAUCAUACAAUAAUAUGCCAUUUGAAAGAGUAUCACAAGUACUCAAGCUUCAUAUAAAAACAUUCGGUUCGAGAUUAUUUUGUGUUUGCAUAAGAACUAAUUUUUUUUAAGUCUCAAAACUUAUGAAACAUCCUGUAACCUUAGAAUUAUAACUGAGUAAGACUAUUUCAGUUUUUAGCGACAUUUAAUAAAUUAUAUUUGUUAUUCUCUGCGAUAACUGAGACCAAAUUCAUAUGCUUUUCUCUAAUAAAUAUUUGAGCUAUGAUUUCUCUUUCAUUGGUCAAAGGUGAAAAAUAACAUAGAUAAAUUAGAUAUAAAAUCUUAGAAAUAAACUAUUAAAUAUUUCAGGUUGUUGUCGACUGUCCAAGUACAGGUAUUAAACAAACAUUUCCCUGUAAUAAUUGGUUAGCUGAUGAUGAAGGUGAUAGACGUAUUGAACGUCGAUUAAAAGAAGAUUUAUCAUUACGCAAAACUCGUCGAUCAACUGUUCCAUGGUACAUAUGGGUCUAUACAAGUGAUAAGAAAGGAGCAGGUACACAUGCUCAAGUUAUUCUUGUUCUUUAUGGUUAUGAUGGAAAAUCAAAAAAUAUUAAAUUAGAAAGAAAUCCAAAUUCAUUAAAACAAGGUCAGUGUAAUCAAUAUAAAGUUGAUAUAAAUGAUGUUGGCAUACCAUUUAAAUUACGUGUUUCUCUUAAUGAUAAUAAUUUAUCUCACUCAUGGCAUCUUGAUCGAAUUGAAAUGCAAAAUCUUAAAACAAAUGAACAAUAUACUUUUCAUUGUGGAAGAUGGUUAUCAAAAACAGAAGAUGAUAAACAAAUUAUUCGAGAAUUGCCAGCUACAGGACCACUAAUAUCAAGUCCUUUACCUGUUGUUAAAUAUAUAGUUGAUGUAUAUACAGGAAAUAAACCAAAUGCUAGUACUGAUGCAAAUGUUUUUAUUAAUAUUUAUGGUGAAUGUGGUGAUACAGGAGUACGUCCAUUAGAAUAUUCAUUACAAAAUAAAAGAAAAUUUCAAAGAAAUGAAAUUGAUACUUUUAUUAUUGAAGCUGUUUUAUUAAAGCAAAUACGAAAAAUUCGAAUCGGUCAUGAUGGUACUGGAGCAGGUUCUGGAUGGUUCUUAAAUAGAGUUGAAAUUCGACCAGAGCAUCAACCUUAUGGACCAGUUACAUUUGUUUGCGACAGAUGGCUUGCUAUAGAUGAAGAUGAUCGACAAAUUGUUCGUGAAUUAAUACCAACACAAGAUUCACAUAACACAAUAUAUCGUGUUAAAAUAAAAAUUGAUGAUGUUUUUCAAGCUAUGACUGAUGCAGAUGAACAUUUGCAAAUAUUUGGUGAGAAAGCUGAUACAGAUAAAAUUCAUCUCACAACAUUUAAUAAUUCGAUAGAUACAUCUGAGAGUGGACAUACCGAUAGUCCUACAUUUCAAUAUCAUGAUCUUGGCAAAAUUGGACAUAAUGGAAAAGGAUCUACUCCAGAAUGGUUUCUUGAUUCGAUUGAAAUUUAUGUACCAACGCAUUGA